Molecule: messenger RNA, 1206 nt
Organism: Ichthyophthirius multifiliis
Lineage: Eukaryota; Ciliophora; Oligohymenophorea; Hymenostomatida
Exons: 3
Source: RefSeq, a predicted model, not a curated record
AUGAUAUAAAAUAUUUAAUAAAUAAUACGAAUUUAUUAAAAAUAUAGAAAUAAAUUAUUAUUAAAUAUUAAUAAUUUUUUUUAUUUGUUAUUUAAUUUAUUAUACAAUAUAUUAAAUAUAAAACCAAAAUUUUAAAUAGAAUUAAUUAAUUUUGAAUUUCAGGGCAUACUUUUUAACAAAUUAUAUAAAAUAAAAUAUUAGGUUAAUAACAUUAUAUUAAUAUAAAACUUAAAUAAAAUGAGCAUAAUAAAAUAAAUAUGUGUAUUUUUUUUUAUAUUAAUCUGUAUAAUUUAUUCUGAAUAAACUACUUGUCAUAAUAACUGCAAAUAUUGUUUAGGUGAUAAAAUAGACUAAUGUGUUUAAUGCCAGCAUGGAUUUUUUUCAUUAAAUAAUGUUAAUAAUCAAUAUUUAAAAUAAUGUUUUUAGUGUCACAUUGAUUAUUGUCAACAAUGUGAUUAAUUUGGAAAUUGCUUUAAAUGUUAAGAAUCAUAUUUUUUAUCUUCUAAUUUAUGUUAUAAAUGUUAAAUUUAAAAUUGUUUAUAAUGUCAAAACAAAUAAAAAUGUUUAAAAUGUUAAGAAGGUUAUACACUAUUUUAAGAUAAUAGUACAUGUAAAUCUAUUGAAAUUUAUUGUUAAAUUGGUUAUUAUUUGAACAAUUAAAGUAUUUGUUAAGUAUGCACAUAGAAUUGUUAAUAUUGUAAUUCUUAAUAUUAAUGUUUUUAAUGUUCUAAUAAAUAUUAUUUUGAUACAUUUGAAUUAAAAUGCUUAAAAUGUUAAGUUAAUUGUAUAUAAUGUAAGCCAAAUGAGAACUAUUGUUUAGAAUGCGAAAAAGAAUACACUUUAAUUAAUGGAAAAUGUAUAAAAAUUUAAACAUAAGAAUGCUAAUUAGGAGAAUUUUUUGAUAAAAAACAAGGUAAAUGCUAAAUAUGUUCAUAAAAUUGUUUAAUAUGUGAUUCAUAAACUAAUUGUUUAGAAUGUUUUGAUGAAGUCAGUUUUUAAAUAAUUUUAAAAAAAUAAAAAAACGAUAAUUGUAAUUUCUUAUUUAUUUAAAAAAUAAAUUUUAUAUUUAUUUUAAUAAAUAAAUAAAAGAAAUUAAAAAUGGUUUAUAUAAAAAUAAUUGAUGUCAUAAUAUUUUAAAAAUUAGGGAAAUUAAUUUACAGAUAAUUUAAAUAAAAAUAAUAGUUUUAUUUUAAAAUAAAUUCAUGA